UUAUUAAAAAGCGGGGAGCUCGGCGGGAGGAAAGCUGGCUUUUCCGGGGGCUGCGGGAGCGGGGCAGCGGGAGGGCGGAGGAGUUGGCGCGCCGCGCGCCCGGCCCGGGGAGCGGUUUUCUACCAAAAAAAGGAAAGGCGGGCAAAAAGUGUGAGGCGGCUGCGGGUGGCGGAGGGGAGCGGCGGCCGAGGGAUGGCGGGCAGUACGGGCGCCUAGCCGCGCCAGGAACCGCGGCGGUUGCCGGAGUCGCCGUCGGAGCCUGGAGCCCGGAGCCCCGCCGCGCCAGACACCGUGUACGCCUCCUUCCUCAUCUCCGCUCAGCCGCCCGGAGGGGACUCACCGCGGGCGCUUCAUACGCCCCGGGCCGCGGGCCCGUGGUUGAGUGCAAGCCCCGCUGGCCGCCGCCAUGCACGCCGCGGAGCGCCCGCCACCCGAGGACACUAGGACUACAUCGAGGCCGAACUUUUAAGUUCCACUGAAGCAGGCCGGUGGGCCGGGUGGGGAGGCUGACUGCGGCACUCCCGCGGAGGAUGGAUGGCCGAGAUUUCGGUCCCCAGCGGUCCGUCCACGGCCCCCCGCCGCCGCUGCUGUCCGGCCUGGCCAUGGACAGCCACCGCGUGGGCGCGGCCACCGCCGGACGCUUGCCCUCUUCGGGCUUGCCAGGUCCCCCGCCGCCUGGGAAAUACAUGGCCGGUCUCAACCUACACCCGCACCCGGGCGAGGCCUUCUUGGGCAGCUUUGUGUCCAGCGGGAUGGGGCCCUCGGCCUCGUCUCAGGGGAGCCCGGUAUCCUUGCCCUCUGACCUCUCCUUCCGCUCCCCCACCCCCAGCAACCUGCCCAUGGUGCAGCUGUGGGCUGCCCACGCCCAUGAAGGCUUCUCGCACCUGCCCAGUGGCCUGUACCCAUCCUACCUCCACCUGAACCACCUGGAGUCCCCCAGCAGCGGGAGCCCCCUCCUCAGCCAGCUGGGUCAGCCCAGCAUCUUCGAUACCCAGAAAGAUGGUUUCUACCUGCCCGCACCGGGGACCCUGCAUGCUCACACGCCCUCGUCCAGAACUCCCAGUGGCCACUCCUCAGGCGGUUCAGCCAAAAGCUCUUCCCGGGAAGGUACAGGGAAGGAUCGCUCAGGCCGUGGUGGAGACCCUCCUCCGUUGUUUGGCAAGAAAGACCCUCGGGCACGUGAGGAGGUGUCCGGGCCCCGAGGUGUGGUGGACUUGACCCAGGAAGCCCGAGCUGAGGGCCGCCAGGACCGAGGAUCCUCACGCCUGGCUGAACGCCUGUCUCCCUUUUUGGCAGAGGCCAAAGCCAAGGGUGCACUGCAGCCAUCGGCCUUGAGCUUGUGCAAUGGUGUGGUGGAUGCGGGGCUGGUGGCUGAGUUGGGCCGCGGAGGUGCCAAGGAGGUAGCCAGGCAGGAGGAGAAUGCUCGGCUGCUGCGGAGAGCUGAGGCCCUGCUGCCCGCUGCAAGGCCCUGUGGGUCCCCACUACCACCGCCACCACCACUGCCCCCCAAGGGUCCCCCUGCACCCCCUUCCUCGACACCAGCCGGUGUCUACACCGUGUUCCGUGAACCAGGCCGUGAGCACCGCGUGGUGGCACCCACCUUUGUGCCUUCUGUGGAGGCCUUUGAUGAGCGUGUGGGACCCAUCCAGAUAGCAUCCCAGGCUCGCGAUGUCCGGGCCAGGGAACGUGAGCCAGGCCGUCCUGGGGUCCUGCAAGGUCCACCUGGAUCUCCACGACUGGAGCGACCAGAGGUCCUGCGGGAGAAAAGUUCGGUCAUCCGCUCCCUCAAGCGUCCGCCUCCGUCGGAUGGACCUCCAGCAGCUCGCUCCUCCCGCUCCUCCCCGGAUGCCCGAGCCUACCUGCCCCCUAAGGAACUACUCAAGCCCGAGGCUGAUCCGAGGCCUUGCGAGCGCGCACCCCGAGGCCCAAGCACUUCUGCUGCCCAGCAGGCUGCUAAGCUCUUCGGCCUGGAACCGUCCCGACCACCUGGGCCGGAACACAAGUGGAAACCCUUUGAGCUGGGCAACUUCGCCACUACGCAAAUGGCUGUCCUGGCAGCCCAGCACCACCAUGCCAGCCGAGCCGAAGAGGAAGCAGCUGUUGCCACAGCAUCCAAAAAGGCCUACCUGGACCCCGGGGGCGCAAUGCCCCGUGCCUCGGCCACCUGCGGCAGGCCCGGUGCUGACCUCCACUCCGCAGCUCACGGUCCCGGAGAGGCCUCCGCUAUGCAGAGCCUCAUCAAAUACAGUGGCAGCUUUGCUCGGGAGGCGGUGGCAGUGCGCCCCGGUGGCUGCGGGAAGAAGAGCCCCUUUGGAGGCCUGGGUACUAUGAAACCUGAACCUACACCCACAUCUGCGGCUCCCCCUAGAGCCCAGGCCCGACUCUCACACCCCGGGGUCCCUACAGCCGGUGGGGGCCGGCAGCUGAAACGGGACCCGGAGAGACCUGAGAGUGCCAAGGCCUUUGGGCGAGAGAACUCUGGUGCCCAGGGGGAAGCCGAAGUAAGACACCCGCCCGUUGGCAUUGCCGUGGCUGUGGCCCGGCAGAAGGACAGUGGGAGCAAUAGCCGGCUGGGGCCUGGGCUGGUAGACCAGGAACGUUCUUUGUCACUGAACAAUGUCAAAGGGCAUAGCCGGACUGACGAUGACUGUGAUGGAGCCAGGCACCGGGAGGAUCGGCUGCUAGGGACACGGCUGGACCGGGACCAGGAGAAGUUGCUCCGAGAAAGUAAGGAGCUGGCUGAUUUGGCCCGUCUACACCCCACCAACUGUGCUCCCAACGGUCUGAACCCCAACCUCAUGGUGACUGGUGGCCCAACGCUGGCAGGCUCAGGACGCUGGUCUGCUGAUCCCGCAGCUCACUUGGCCACACACCCCUGGCUGCCUCGCUCGGGUAGCACAUCUAUGUGGCUUGCCGGACACCCUUACGGCCUGGGACCCCCCUCUCUGCACCAGGGCAUGGCCCCCGCGUUCCCACCUGGCUUAGGGGGGUCCUUGCCAUCAGCUUACCAGUUCGUCAGGGACCCCCAGUCUGGCCAGCUGGUGGUUAUCCCUAGUGAUCACCUGCCUCAUUUUGCUGAACUGAUGGAGCGGGCAGCAGUGCCUCCCCUCUGGCCGGCCCUGUACCCGCCAGGCCGCAGCCCCCUGCACCACGCCCAGCAGCUGCAGCUCUUUUCUCAGCAGCACUUUUUAAGACAGCAAGAGCUGCUCUACCUGCAACAGCAGGCAGCCCAGGCCCUGGAGCUGCAGCGGAGCGCACAGCUGGUGCAGGAGCGGCUGAAAGCACAAGAGCAUCGGACCGAGAUGGAGGAGAAGAUAAGUAAGAGGAGCCUGGAGACCACGGGCAAGGCCGGCCUGAGUGCUGCAGGCCCUGGGCUUCUGCCUCGCAAGUCUUCCGGCCUGGCUACCGGCCCGACAGGCACCCACGGCAAGGCCAUGAGCCCACCCCCCUCUCCCCGAGCCUCCCCUGUGACCUCUCUGAAGGCCAAGGUCAUCCAGAAGGUGGAGGAUGUGUCUAAGCCUCCAGCCUAUACCUACCCCGCCACACCUAGCUCGCACCCCAGCAGCCCACCGCCUGCCUCCCCACCUCCUACCCCUGGGCUCACCCGCAAAGAAGAGGCUCCUGAGAAUGUGGUGGAGAAGAAAGACCUGGAGUUGGAGAAGGAAGCGCCCAGCCCGUUCCAGGCCCUGUUCACAGAUAUCCCUCCCAGGUAUCCAUUCCAAGCCCUGCCCCCACACUACGGGCGACCCUACCCCUUCCUGCUGCAACCCACCGCGGCUGCUGAUGCCGAUGGCCUUGCCCCAGAUGUACCACUCCCGGCUGAUGGGCCCGAGCGCCUGGCACUGUCUCCUGAAGACAAGCCCAUCUGCCUGUCACCCUCUAAGAUCCCAGAGCCACCUCGGGACAGCCCAGAGGAGGAGCCGCUGGCCGACCGGGAGGUGAAGGCUGAAGUUGAGGAUAUCGAAGAGGGCUCCACAGAGCUGCCUCCCCUUGAGUCACCAUUGGCCCUGCCCGUCCCAGAGACCAUGGUGUCUGUGAGCCCUGCUGGUGGCUGCGGCGGUAGUCCUCUAGAGGCACAGGCAUUGAGCGCAGCAGGUCCAGGCUGCCGGGAGCCCUCUGAAGCGUCAGACUUUGCACAGGUUGUUGAACCACAGAUAGAACUACCGAGUAGGACAGAGCCCCGCAUGGCUGCCCUGGAGCUGGGGACACAGCUGACACCUGAGCCGCUGGUGGAGACUAAGGAAGAGCCAGUGGAAGUGCCCCUGGAUGUGCCAAUGGAGGAGCCCAUGGCAGAGGCAGGGCCUGAGGACAGUCUGCCUCAGCCAUCCUUGACUGAGCCUCAGCCCAGCCUUGAACACUCAGACUGUGAUUUGCCUGUCCCAGAGGGCCAGUGUCUCAACCUGGAGGCCCAGGAGGCUGCACCUGCUCCUGCCAGUACCUGCUAUCUAGAAGAGACCCACUCUGGAUCACUCCUGCCUGUCCUGGAUGACCCACUGGCUGGCAUGAAUGCACUGGCAGCUGCAGCAGAGCUGCCCCAGGCCAGGCCUCUGCCCUCCCUGGGUACUGGAGUCCCAGCGGGGGAGAAGCUGGAUGCAGCCCCCAGCGUAGUCCUGGAACACAGCUUCCUGCAGGGCAUCACCCUCCUGAGUGAGAUAGCUGAGCUGGAGCUGGACCGCAGGGGCCAGGAGGUUGCAGAUCCAGAGCCAAACCUAGUCGUGAGGCCCUCCCUGGAAAGCCUGCUGGCGGCCAGCAGCCACAUGUUGAAGGAGGUGCUGGAGAGCCCUUUCUCGGACCCACUCAAGAACUUGCGGCUUCCACGAGAACUGAGCUCCAACAAGAAGUAUAGCUGGAUGCAGAAGAAAGAGGAGCGGAUGUUCGCUAUGAAGUCUUCCUGGGAGGACAUGGAUGCGCUCGAGUUGGACUUCCGGAUGCGACUGGCAGAAGUCCAACGACGGUACAAAGAGAAACAGCGGGAGCUGGUCAAGCUCCAGAGACGCCGGGACUCGGGGGACAGGCACGAAGAUGCCCAUAGAAGCCUGGCACGCAGAGGCCCUGGCAGGCCGAGGAAACGGACCCACACCCCGAGCGCCCUGUCGCCCCCCUGCAAGAGAGGGAAGAGCCACUGCGGUAGCGGAAAGCUAAGCAGCAAGUCCUUGCUGACAUCAGAGGACUAUGAUCUGGGAGCAGGGAUAAGGAAGAGACACAAGGGGCCUGAGGAGGAGCAAGAGGCCCUCAUCGGCAUGGGGAAAGCCCGGGGCAAGAACCAGAGCUGGGACGAUCACGAAUCCUCGUCCGAUUUUAUGAGUCAGCUAAAGAUUAAGAAGAAAAAGAUGGCGAGUGACCAGGAGCAGUUGGCAAGCAAGCUAGACAGAGCCCUUUCCCUCACAAAGCAAGACAAGCUGAAGUCACCAUUCAAGUUUUCCGACAGCCCUGGGGGGAAACCGAAAACCGGUGGGGGCUGUGGCAGGUUCUUGACACAGUAUGACAGCCUGCUGGGCAAGGACAGGAAAGCGCUGGCCAAAGGACUCGGCUUGUCUCUGAAACCUCCCAGAGAAGGUAAACACAAAAGAGCUUCCAAAGCCAGGAAGAUGGAGGGGGGCUUCAAGGCCAGAGGCCAGCCCAAGUCUGUCCAUUCUCCAUUUGCCUCGGAAGUAAGCAGUCAGUCUUACAAUACGGACUCAGAUGAGGAUGAAGACUUCCUGAAGAAUGAGUGGUCUGCCCAGGGCCCCUCCAGCUCCAAACUGACCUCGUCCCUCCUGUGUGGCAUGGUGCCCAAGAACAGCAAGCCAGCCACAGGCCCUAAGCUGACCAAGAGGGGCCUGGCAGGCCCCCGGACUUUGAAACCCAAGGUGGCCACCAGCAGGAAGCAGUCGUUCUGUUUGCUGCUCCGAGAGGCCGAGGCCCGCUCCUCCUUCAGCGACUCUUCCGAGGAGGACUCCUUUGAUCAAGAUGACAGCUCAGAAGAGGAGGAGGAAGAGCUAGAGGAGGAGGAGGAGGAGGAGGAAGACGAGGACGAGGAAGGCGUUGGUAGCUAUAGGCUGGGUGCCGGGGAACAGGCCCUGUCGCCAAGCCUGGAGGAGAGUGGGCUGGGCCUGCUGGCUCGCUUUGCGGCCAGUGCUCUCCCCAGCCCUGUCGUUGGGCCACCCCUGUCUGUGGUGCAGCUGGAAGCUGAGCAGAAGGCCCGGAAGAAGGAAGAACGGCAGAGCUUGAUGGGCACAGAGUUCGAGUAUACAGACUCAGAGAGUGAAGUGAAGGUUCCCAAGCAGUCACCUGCUGGGCUGCUGCGGCCCAAGAAAGGGGUCGGGGAGCCAGGCCAGUCUCUGGCUGCACCUGUACCUGGCACCCGGGCCUCUGGUCCCACCAGCCCAGACAAGGCCAAGCUGGCCUCAGAGAAAGGACGCAAAGCCCGGAAGAUACGUGGCCCCAAGGAACCUGGCUUUGAGGCGGGACCAGAGGCCAGUGACGAUGACCUGUGGACACGACGCAGGAGUGAGCGAAUCUUCUUACACGAUGCCUCCGCCGCAGUCCAGGCACCCAGCAACACGGUGCCAGCAACCAAGCCUAGCCGCUGUGGCAGGGGUGGUGCCCCAAGUCCACGGAAGGACACCGGCCGAGCCAAGGACAGGAAGGACCCCAGGAAGAAGAAGAAAGGGAAAGAGGCUGGGUCAGCAGCCACGCUGCCACCACCCCGUGUUUCCACCCUGACUGACUCCAGGGCACCCCACCCAGGGGCCCUGGCAACUGCCAAACGUAGCAAGGCCAAGGCCAGAGGGAAGGAAGCAAAGAAGGAGAACCGAGGAAAAGGGGGAGCCGUGAGUAAGUUGAUGGAGUGCAUGGCGGCAGAGGAAGACUUUGAACCCAACCAGGAUUCAAGCUUCUCCGAGGACGAGCACUUACCCCGUGGUGGGGCCACAGAGAGACCUUUGACCCCAGCUCCCCGCUCCUGCAUCAUUGAUAAGGAGGAGCUGAAGGAUGGCCUGCGUGUGCUCAUCCCCAUGGACGACAAGCUGCUUUACGCGGGCCACGUGCAGACCGUGCAUUCACCCGACAUAUACCGUGUGGUGGUGGAAGGUGAGCGUGGGAACCGUCCCCACAUCUACUGCCUGGAGCAGCUACUGCAGGAGGCGAUUAUAGAUGUGAGGCCGGCCUCUACACGCUUCCUGCCCCAGGGGACCAGGAUCGCCGCCUACUGGAGCCAACAAUACCGCUGCCUGUAUCCAGGCACGGUGGUCCGAGGGCUGCUGGACCUGGAAGAUGACGGAGACUUGAUCACCGUGGAGUUUGAUGACGGAGACACAGGCAGGAUCCCUCUCUCACACAUCCGCCUCCUGCCGCCUGACUAUAAAAUCCAAUGUGCUGAGCCAUCCCCAGCACUCUUAGUGCCCAGUGCAAAACGUCGUAGCAGGAAGACCAGCAAAGACACAGGGGAAGUCAAAGAAGGGGCUGCCACGGGACCUCAGGAGGCUACAGGGGGCAAGCCUCGAGGGCGAGGACGGAAACCAAGCACCAAAGCCAAGGCUGACAGAGCUGUUGUCCUGGAGGAAGGGGCUGCCACCAAUGAGGUUCCCAGUGCUCCCUUGGCCCUGGACCCCGUCAGCACUCCAAUUUCUAAGAAGAGUACCCCAGAACCAGUGGACAAGCGGGCCAGAGCCCCCAAAGCACGCUCAGUCUCUGCACAGCCCAGCCCCGUACCACCCACCUUCUCUAGCUGCCCAGCUCCUGAAUCCUUUGGAGAGCUUCCAACCCCCGCUACAACCCCACUUGUCACCAUGCCUGUCACCAUGCCUGCCACUCGCCCCAAACCCAAGAAGGCUCGGGCCGCCGAGGGGUCAGGUGCCAAAGGUCCCCGGAGGCCAGGGGAAGAUGAUGAACUGCUUGUCAAACUGGACCACGAGGGGGUCAUGUCUCCCAAAAGCAAGAAGGCCAAAGAGGCCCUCCUUCUGCGGGAAGAUCCAGGGCCCGGGGGUUGGCCAGAGUCCACAGGGUUGCUCAGCCUGGGCAGCUACUCCCCAGCAGUUGGCAACAGUGAUCCCAAGGGCACCUGGCCCAAGGGUCUAGAUGGAGACCUUACUCAGGAGCCCGGGCCAGGGCUUUCUUUAGAAGAUCCUGGCAACUCCAAAAGCCCAGACAAAGCCCAGGCUGAACAAGAUGGGGCAGAGGAGUCAGAGACCACUUCCAGCAGCAGCAGCAGCAGCAGUAGCAGCAGCAGCAGCAGUAGCAGCAGCAGCAGCAGUAGCAGCAGUGGUUCGGAGACAGAAGGCGAGGAGGAUGCUGAGAAGAACAGGGAGGACAGCCGGGGUGCAGGGGGCCGGACCUGCAGUGCUGCUAGCUCCAGGGCCUCUUCUCCUGCCUCCUCCUCCUCUUCUUCCUCCUCUUCAUCCUCCUCUUCCUCCUCUUCCUCUUCUUCUUCCUCUUCCUCCUCCUCUUCCUCUUCCUCAUCUUCUUCCUCUUCUUCUUCCUCUUCUUCCUCUUCCUCCUCCUCUUCCUCUUCCACGACAGACGAGGACUCUUCUUGCAGCUCUGAUGACGAAGCAGCCCCUGCACCCGCAGCUGGUCCCUCCACACAGCCAGCACUCCCCACCAAGGUAUCCAAGCCACCUAGCAAGGCACGCUCCUCGGCUCACUCCCCAGGCAAGAAGGCACCCCCCACCACCCAGCCACCGCCCCAGCCCCCACCCCAGCCCCAGCAGACUCUUCAGCCCAAGACCCAGGCUGGGGCUGGGCCCAAGAGCCGACCCAAGAAGAGAGAAGGCGUACACCUGCCUACCACCAAGGAGCUGGCCAAGCGGCAGCGUCUGCCAUCUGUGGAGAACAGACCCAAGAUUGCUGCCUUCCUACCUGCCCGGCAGCUUUGGAAGUGGUUUGGCAAACCCACCCAGCGACGAGGCAUGAAGGGCAAGGCCCGCAAGCUGUUCUACAAGGCCAUCGUCAGAGGCAAGGAGAUGAUCCGAAUCGGCGACUGUGCGGUGUUCCUGUCAGCUGGCCGCCCCAACCUGCCCUAUAUUGGCCGGAUCCAGAGCAUGUGGGAAUCAUGGGGCAACAAUAUGGUUGUUCGUGUUAAGUGGUUCUACCAUCCAGAGGAGACCAGCCCGGGCAAGCAGUUCCAUGAGGGCCAGCACUGGGACCAGAAGUCGGGGCAUAGCCUCCCUGCAGCCCUGCGGGCCUCCAGCCAGAGGAAGGACUUCAUGGAGCGUGCCCUGUACCAGUCCUCCCAUGUGGAUGAGAACGAUGUUCAGACAGUGUCCCACAAGUGCCUGGUGGUGGGCCUGGAGCAGUAUGAACAGAUGCUAAAGACCAAGAAAUACCAGGACAGCGAGGGGCUCUACUACCUCGCAGGCACCUACGAGCCCACCACAGGCAUGAUCUUUUCCACAGACGGCGUGCCUGUGCUCUGCUGAGUGCCGCCCACCCAGCGGGGCCCACAGAGACUCCCCCUCCCCACCACUGCCAUGGCGUGGGACCACGUGUGUUGUGUGCAUGCCAGUGUGCUCGUGGGCGUGUGCAUGUGGCCAGGUGGGCGCCCCAGACAAGUGCGAGUGUGUACAUGUGUGUGCCCGUAUGCAUGCACGUGUGUGCGCACAUGUGCACACAUUUUCCAGACCCUUUCUGGUCAUCCCCUGGUGCCCUCAUGCUGAACUCCUCCCCCCCCCCUCAGCUAUCAGGGUCCGGCUCUGCUGUCCCCUCAGGGUCACCUCAGCGAGGAUUUCCCUCCAGCACUUUGUAUGCGCUUGAUGAGGCUGCACUCUGAGCUCUGGGCCUGUGUAGACUCUCUGAUUCUGUGGCUGGGGAGAGUUCCAAGGACCUAAACUGAUGUUUGGUAUAGAAUUCAGCCACACCCAGCACGGAGCCCAUCCAAGACCUCCUACCACGGGCCAGGGGUCCGGGAGGCCCAACGCCAGCCAGCUUCAAUCACACCCGGGCAUCCGGGCAUCCGCAUGCCCGGCCUCCACCCUCUCAGGACAGCCUGGACUUGGGGAACAAGGCAGGGGAAGGCAGCCCAGAAGCAUCACCAUACCCCGUGGGCUCCCCCAGCCCAGACCCUUACACUACAGAAAUCCCCAAUGGUGCUGAAAUCCGCGCCCACGCCCGGCACGGCCCGCCCGGCCCCUCCACCAGGAGGAUCCGAAAGGUUACCUGUACAGUUUACUGUAGCCUGCCCCUGUAUCAUACACCUUUAAAUGGAGUCAACUUUUUAAUUAUAUAUAUAAAGAUAAAUAUAUAUAAAUAUAUAUAUAUAAACUUUUUAAAACUGUGAAAAAUAGCUAUGAAAUUAUAAAAAAAAAAACACAUUCUGACGUGCAGAAUAUUAUUUUUUAUUUCCUGUUAGAUCGUGAAUGUCUAGCACCGGCUUUAUGCCUCCCCCCUCCCCUGUGCCCUCACCCUGCCCAUGUGUACUGUAUGUGCCCCCAAAUGGAUGAGAGAUGGAGAUAGACGGAGGGGACCCGAACCCGGCCCCCAGCUCAGCCCGAAGCACUUAACAGUCCCCCUGUGCCUGCCAGACCCCAGUGGGGUCCCCGGAGGCUUUGAGCAGACAAUCUUGAAGGAAGGAGAAGCCAGAUUUCGGUUUUGUUUUUUCUUUUCUUUUUGGGGUGGGGGGUAAUUACUGUUUCCUGAUUUUUUUUUAAAAAGUUUCUUUUGGAAUUUUGUUUGUUGGCAAAUUCUGUGUGAUCUUUUUUCAUAAAAAAAAAAAAAAAGGAAAGAAAAAGAAAAAAGAAAAAUUUAAUUGGAAAAAUA
Molecule: messenger RNA, 10734 nt
Organism: Arvicanthis niloticus (Nile rat)
Lineage: Eukaryota; Metazoa; Chordata; Mammalia; Rodentia; Muridae
Source: RefSeq, a predicted model, not a curated record